AUGUCGCCCAACAAUAUCCAAAACGAGCCCGCCGGUCUAGAAGUUGCCCCAGUGUCCGACUUACCAUAUGUCGUCGAGGGGCCGACUAUCAUAGAGAAGCCAUACGACGGCACGCAGUAUGUGUACGAUCAACAUGUACCCGUUUUCCAGGGCAUGGUUCAUCAGAAUGCUUACUCGAACGGGGCAUAUCCUCCCCAAAGGUAUCCUAUUCCUAACCAGGGUCGACCAUACUGGGGAGGAUCUCAAGAUGGCACAUACCUCGCUGAAAAGACACCUCCUAUACCACCAAGUGGCAAAAGAAUAUAUGGAUUAAAGGUGAAGACUUUCUGGCUAAUCGUUGGCCCGAUCACUGCCAUCAUCGUCAUUGGUCUGGCAGUCGGCUUAGGUGUGGGAUUGGCUACUUCACACAAAUCGAGUUCAGGUUCUGACGCAACUCCUACAUCGUCACAACCCUCAAGCACAACUGGAUCAACGUCAAUCGCGUGUCCGCAGUCAAACGGGACGAUAUACGAAGGGGCCGGCAACGACCCGUUCCUGGUUCUCUGCAACGUGGACUACAACGGCAACUGGGAAGGCAGCGGAACCACAGACAUUGGCAACGAAGAGACAAGUUCCGUCGAGGACUGCAUCGAUAUGUGCGCGGGGAACUCAACCUGCGCCGGCGCGGGCUGGGGUAACUACAAUGGACAUAAUGUCUGUUGGAUGAAGGGAAAGUUGGGCUCACCGCAGGACUCCCCGAAUUGGUUCUUCGUGAUCAGGCAAUAG
This is a messenger RNA of Daldinia vernicosa, 765 nucleotides long. RefSeq lists its product as uncharacterized. Lineage: Eukaryota; Fungi; Ascomycota; Sordariomycetes; Xylariales; Hypoxylaceae. The coding region runs from base 1 to 765 and encodes 254 amino acids. The transcript has 2 exons. The record is from RefSeq and is a predicted model, not a curated record.